AUGCGUUCUUUCGCAAUCCUCGCUGCGGCAUUGCCGUUGGUUCACGCAAUUGAACCUCCGCGCAUGCCACACCAGCCUCUCGGCAAUGGCACCAAGCGUCUGAGCUACAACGAAACCACCGACAGCCCCGGAUCUUUGACACCUUCAACACGAUCCUUCACCUGGGUUGGCACUGGGGAGGAUGGCGACUACAUCUACACAGCUGCCUCUGGCGACUUUGUCUUUGAGAAUGUCGCAACAGGCGAAUCGUCUACUUUCAUCUCCGCUGACCAGGUACCGGAGGACUACUGGGAUUACUUCAUCUCGCCUGAUGCCACCAAGGUCAUGUGGGCCGUCAACUACACGAAGCAGUACCGCCACUCUUACUUCGCUGAUUACCUGAUCAUGGACGUUGCGACUGGAGAGUCCGUGCCUCUUGAUCCCGAGCAAGUCGGGGAUAUUCAGUAUGCCGAAUGGAGCCCCGCCUCGUCGUCUCAGGUCGCAUUCGUCAAGGGCAACAACCUGUACAUGUCCACCAACGGCACUAUCACUCAGAUCACCGAGGACGGAGGGCCCGACUACUUCAACGCUAUUCCUGACUGGGUUUACGAAGAGGAAAUCUUCGGCGAUCGCUACACUCUAUGGUUCUCGCCCGAUGGCGCUAAGGUUGCUUUCCUUAGCUUCAACGAGACCGGUGUUGGCACAUUCAGAAUCCCAUACUACAUCGACGAUGAUGCUGAAUAUGUUCCUGUUUACCCCAAUGAGUUGGAGCUUCGCUACCCCAAGGUCGGCACAAAGAAUCCGACUGUGGUCAUGAACAUGCUUGAUGUAGAGUCUGGCGAAUACACCAACAUUCCCAUUGAUGCUUUCCCGGAGAACGACCUUGUUAUUGGCGAGGUUGUCUGGCUUACCGAGGAGCACAGCAAGGUCCUUUACCGCGCCUACAACCGUGUCCAGGACAUGGAGAAGCUCGUUGUUGUCGAUGUAGAGGCUGGGUCGUCCAAGGUUACCCGUGAGCGUGACGGUACUGAUGGAUGGCUGGAGAACUUGAUGCAAGUUCGAUAUAUCGGAGCUGUUGAGACUGCGAACGCUUCUUACGGAAACGCUACUGAAUACUAUAUGGAUCUCUCUGAUAUGAGUGGCUGGGCGCAUAUCUACCUCUUCCCCGUCGAUGGCGGAGAGCCUAUCGCACUCACAUCUGGUGAGUGGGAAGUUAUCAGCGUACCCAAGGUUGACUACUCCCGUGGCCUUAUCUACUACACCUCUACCGAGCACCACAGUGCCGAGUCCCAUAUCUACUCUGUCAGCUUCUCUGGUGAGAAGACUGCGCUCGUCGAUGACAGCGUGACUGCUUUCUGGACUGGAUCUUUCUCUUCCGGCGGCUCAUACUAUGUCCUCCGUUACGCUGGCCCCGACGUGCCAUACCAGGAGCUGUACUCUAUCAACUCCAGUGAGCCAAUUCGCACAAUCGUCAACAACACAGCACUUUACGAGAAGCUUCAAGGCUAUGCUCUCCCCAACAUUACCUACCUAGAUAUGGAACACCCAGACGGCUACACUUUGGACGCCAUGCUCCGCCUGCCACCCAACUUUGACCCCUCCAAGAAAUACCCUCUCCUGCUCAUUCCUUACGGUGGCCCCAACGCAAAAGAGGUUCACAAGGACUUCAACCCACUCAACUGGAAGGCUUACGUUGCCUCUGACCCUGAGCUCGAAUACGUGACCCUUACCGUCGACGGCCGUGGUACUGGUCGUAAAGGUCGCGCUUUCCGUUCUCUCGUCACUUCUAACCUGGGUCAACUUGAGGCCGAAGACCAGAUCUGGGCUGCCAAGGAGCUUGCAAAGAACGAGUGGAUCGACAGCGAGCAUAUUGGUAUCUGGGGUUGGUCUUACGGUGGCUACCUCUCCUCCAAGGUUGUUGAGGUCGGCGACCCAAUCAUCAGCUACGCCAUGAUCACAGCCCCUGUCAGCGACUGGCGCUUCUACGACUCCCUAUACACUGAACGCUACAUGAAGACACCCGACAUCAACCCCGAGGGUUACAACCGUAGCCGUGUUCAUGAUGCCACAGGUUUCAAGAACAUUGCUGGUGGUGUCGUCAUUCAGCACGGUACUGGCGAUGACAACGUGCACUUCCAGAACUCGGCUGCGUUGGUCGACCUGCUCAUGGUCAACCAGGUCACUCCUGAGAAGAUGCAGAACACUUUCUUCACUGAUAGUGAUCACAGCAUCAACUUCCACAACAACGGAAAGUUCCUGUACAGACAGUUGAGCAAGAAGCUGUAUGAGGAGAAGGCACGCGAGGGCGACAGCAAGGGUGGUCACCAGUGGAGCAAGAGGGGUCUGGGACGCAAAUGGAAAGCUUGA
Molecule: messenger RNA, 2346 nt
Organism: Alternaria burnsii
Lineage: Eukaryota; Fungi; Ascomycota; Dothideomycetes; Pleosporales; Pleosporaceae
Product: dipeptidyl-peptidase-like protein iv
Exons: 1
Coding region: 1-2346 (781 amino acids)
Biological process (GO): proteolysis
Molecular function (GO): dipeptidyl-peptidase activity; serine-type endopeptidase activity
Source: RefSeq, a predicted model, not a curated record